Molecule: messenger RNA, 10269 nt
Organism: Dreissena polymorpha
Lineage: Eukaryota; Metazoa; Mollusca; Bivalvia; Myida; Dreissenidae
Product: helicase POLQ-like
Exons: 22
Coding region: 593-4693 (1366 amino acids)
Molecular function (GO): nucleic acid binding; ATP binding
Source: RefSeq, a predicted model, not a curated record
UAUCUGAAUUCAGAAAAAACAACAAAAAUCCAAGAGUGCAUCCCAAAGCCGGGUUCCAGAGCUUGCGUUGGAGAAAAAAAUAGAAAAAUAUUCAAUGUAGUGAACCAAUUACUAAGUGGACAUACUCGCUUAAAGGCUCACUGGUCCAAGAUUACAAACAGCGAAGAUGUGGAGUGUGAAGCAUGUAGAACACCAGAAACUAUAAAACACUUCAUAUUUGACUGUUCAAAAUACUCACAAGAAAGAUCAAGUCUUCAAUACAGAACUGAAGAAAUAUUACAUAGAAAUAAUAUAUCAUGUUCUGAUAUUACACUGGCAACUUUAGUUGGAGAGAUACCGGACAUUACUUUACAUGCAAAAGAAGAACUGUUCAAUUCAUUUGGCAAAUUCAUCAUGGAAACAAACAGACUUUAGAAGUAAAUGACAUAAAAUGUAAAAAAGUAUCAAGUGAAAAUGCAACAAGAGAAAUUUUUGUACAUAGAUGAAAACGACUUCAACAGUCGUCAAAGCACAACGAGACCAUAGGCGACAACGACGCCAUAAUUAGAUUCAACAACAACAACAAAUGGUAAACGAAAACUAAAGACUUCAGAUGUCUGAUAUUGAAGAGGGGCCAUACCGUAGGCUGUCAAAAGGACGACGUAAGAAAUCUUCACCAGUAGUAGUUGAGGAGUUAUCAAGUGCUGGUAAAAGAAGGAGGGGCUCUGGGCAAACUUCUGAAGGCCCAACAUCAGCGCUGCAAGAUGUCUGGUUUGCCAACUCAUUCCAGCGUGCCCAUGGGUUUGCAAACAAGCUUGAUCCCGCAAACCACUGCAAGGCAGCCACCACGCCUCAGCCAAAGAGAAGGAAGUCUACGAAAACAAAUAUACAAGAUGAGCUGAACACCAGUGACACACUCCUGGCAGAUAUGGACAUUGAGACCAUAACAAGCCAGGCUCUGUCGCAGUCACAGAUUGCGUUUUCUGUACAGAACAAUAAUUGCUCAAAAGGCACAAAAGAAAACGCUGAACUGAGCCAAGUUGACUAUAAGCGGUUCAGGAAUUAUAAACCAACACAGCCAUUAGGCAAUGACAACAGCAGACAGGAAAGUAGUAAACCUAGUAGUUGUACCGAGGAUUCUUUUUCUUUUUCAUUUGUUGGGGAACAUACAGUCUGUGAGGAGAGUUAUGCCACACAGUCAAGCAACAGUAAGCAGUGUGAAAUUCAACAAUCGUAUCAUAAUUUAAGAAACAAACCCGCCAACAUUGGACCGGCCUUUGCAAAAAGUGAUGUUUAUUCAUGUAAGAGAACUGACUUGGUAUCAUCAGUGCCUUUGAAAGAGGUAAAUGUGACUGAUGAAAGUUUUGAAGGAUCUCAGCUUGUGUUAACGUGUGUUGAUACUACGCAAUUAAAAGAUUCUGUAGGAGUUAAGUACAGGUGUACUCCUUUUCAGAGACUGCUUCCAGUAGGAGCUGGUCAACCUUUGAACCAAACACAAUCCGACCUGGUGUCCGGUACCCAGUAUAACUCAAUUCUCCAUGAGUCAUGUUCUGGUUCCCAGUUUCCAAAGGAAGAAACUCAAAAUAUGGCUCCAUCUCAAGCCUGUCAAAUAGGAAAACUUUUUUCUGGGUCCCAGCUUGUUGAAUCUCAGAUCCCAGGGACUGGUGUGAUGAAUAUGACGGGAGUCUUUGUCGAGUCUCAAGAAGACAAUGAUGCUGCCAAUACCUCGUCGGACAUGUUUGAUGAAAGAGUUUGUGAAGAAAAUGAUAGAGGUAAUCCAAUUACAUGUAACUCAGUUAAAUAUGAAUUGACUCCCACACAGCAGGACUGUGGUAUAGCAAGUCAUACACAAAGUUUAAUCUGUGAUGAUAGAGCAACCAGUGAUUUGUUAAAUUCUCAAGUGUCCAAUAGCAAAGACAAAGAUCAUGAGAAAGUUACUGAAAAUGACAACAAGAAACAACAGGCAUUUGUUCAGCGAUUGAUUAAGAAUUCAGCUGUAACAUAUGGGGAUUCCAGCAAAAUGGGUAACAACACUUUGUCGUCCAAUCCUGUGACUGUGUUGUGCGCCACUCCUGGAACGAGUUCACUGCAGGAGAAAAUAAAGAAACGUCUUGUGGAGAAUGCUGGCAAGAGGACCCCCCAAGGACUGCGGGUGAUUGGGGAUCAGCUGAGAGAACAGGUUUUAGAAAAGGUCCAGCUGGAGGUAGAGAUACUGAAAGAGCGAUCCUCCUUGGAGGUGGGGCCAUUUUACGGGCUGCCUACCCUUGUGAAGAACCUUCUGCAUAACCACAGAGGAAUCUCCUCUCUCUAUGAUUGGCAAGAAGAGUGCCUCCAGUUACCUGCCCUUGCGAGACGUGGCAAUCUAGUGUACUCACUACCCACUAGCGGAGGCAAGACCCUGGUGGCAGAGAUACUUAUACUGAAGGAGCUGCUCUGUCACAAGAGGGACGCUCUGCUCAUACUUCCAUUUGUGUCCAUUGUACAAGAAAAGGUGCGAAACAUGUCCAUCUUUGCUGUAGACCUCAACUUCUAUGUGGAGGAGUAUGCAGGGAGCAAGGGUCGGUUCCCACCCAUCAAAAGACAAAGCAACCGGUCCUUGUACAUAGCAACCAUAGAGAAGGCCCAGUCCAUAGUCAACAGCCUUAUUGAGACAGACCGGAUUGAGAAUCUAGGCUUGGUUGUAGUAGAUGAGCUGCACAUGCUGGGUGAGGGAGGAAGCAGAGGCUCCUGUCUAGAGGCCACACUUCUCAAGGUCAUGCAAAGGUCAGCAUCCACACAGAUUAUUGGUAUGAGUGCAACCUUGAACAACAUUGGUGACAUCACAAAGUUUCUUGACGCAGACGUUUACUCCAAUGAUUUUCGACCUGUGGAACUCACAGAGUAUGUGAAGGUAUCUGACAACAUCUUUCAGGUGCUUCCCACAGCCAAGUGUCCCGAGGACCAGUUUGUCCAUCAACGUGUUGUAGACUUCCAGUACCGACCAGAGAUGUUGAAACUGGACCCCGACCAGCUGCUGGGACUCAUAUUGGAGGUCAUACCAGACAACUCUUGCCUCUUCUUCUGUGCAACUAAGAAAAUAUGUGAGAGCAUGGCCAAAAUGAUGUCAAAACUUUUGGCCACUUACCGAAGCAAUCUGGCAAUGAUCAAGCAGGAAGAGCGGAAGGCUCUUUUGAAGGAGCUCUACAGCGACUCAGAAGGAAAGAUGUGCCCCGUGCUGCGGUGUACCCUGCAGUUCGGCAUAGCGUACCAUCACAGCGGUCUCACCACAGAUGAGAGGAAGUUGAUAGAGGAGGCGUACAGCGCCGGUACCCUGUGUCUGCUUACCUGCACCUCCACACUGGCUGCUGGCGUGAACCUGCCUGCGAAGAGAGUGAUACUCGGCAGCCCGUACAUUGGUAGAAACUUCAUGACUCAGAGCCAAUACAAGCAGAUGGUGGGUCGGGCAGGCAGGGCAGGCAUAGACACGUCAGGGGAGAGCAUUCUGAUUUGCAAGCAGGAAGACAGGGCCAAGGUGAUGGAGCUGUUGUCGGCGCCCUUGGAGAGCUGUCACAGCAGUCUGGUGUACGAGCAGGGCCGAGGUCUGCGGGCCAUGCUCUUGUCUGUCAUAGGACUCAAGGUCGCCACCACCACAGAGGAAGUGUUCCGCUUUGUUGCCCGGUCUCUGGCCUCCAUCCAGCAGGCAGUGCUGGGUACCGAUGUGACAGAGCUGUGCCAGACGGCACUACAGAAGCUUGUGGACUCGGGUCUCAUACUUCAGACCCGAACGCUCAAUGAGGACCCACAGGGGGGCGGCUGUGAACAGCUCAGUCUAACAGUGACACCGUUUGGACGAGCUACUUUUAAAGGUCCCAUAGACCCAGACUUUGCUAGUAUGCUGUACAAUGAUCUCACAAAGGCUGAGGAGUCGAUAGUCCUGUCCACACACCUCCACCUCCUGUACCUCGUCACGCCCUAUGACCUUGCCAAGGACGCGUCUCCCAACUGGUUCAUCUACCUUAGCCAGUUCAGUACACUGAGUGCUUCAGAGAUGAAGGUGGCAAGUCUAAUUGGUGUACCGGAGUCGUACCUGGUGAAAAGGUCGUCAAACAUGAAGUCUAGAGUGAAAGUUGAUGAGUUUGUGGUGAAUCGUUUCUACCUAACUCUUAUGCUGUAUGACCUCUGGAGAGAGAAGUCAGUCUGGGAGGUUGCAGAGAGGUUUGAUACUCCAAGAGGCUUUGUACAGAACCUGCUGGCCAGCGCGGCUAGCUUUGCCUCCUGUGUUGCCCACUUCUGUAUGGAGCUGGAGGAGUUCUGGGCAUACCAGGACCUACUGGGAAACUUUGUCAAGCGCCUGUCAUACUGCGUUACAGCUGAGCUCAUACCGCUCAUGGAGAUACCCGGGAUUAAAUUGGGUCGAGCACGCAUGAUGUUUGCAGCAGGUUACAAAACACUAAGUUCUGUGGCGUCAGCUAGCCCAGAUGAGCUGGUGAAAGCAGUUCAAUUCAUGCCGAGAAAAGUUGCACGGCAGGUUGUGGCAUCAGCCAAGUUACUUCUCAAUGAAAAGAAGGAUGCAAUGAUGGCAGAGGUGGAAGCCUUGGUUACCGUGCCAUCGGGGGUGAAUGCAGUUCCCAUGGCAACAAUUCCCACGCCUGCACCUAUCACUCCAGGGCUUGAUUCACAAGAGUCAACCACGGACAGUUACCCCACUCAGAUAAACAUGUUGAAGCGUUUGUAGUCGUUUAGAAAAAUAUAAUUGAAUUUAAGACCUCUCAAACUACAUUCAAGUUUUAAAGGCUUCAUUUCCAAAUCUACAAUACUGAUGUGCAGCAAACAGCAUAAAAACUGAACAGACUGGGGGUUACUUGCAAGCUGUUCUGGUUUUAUGCUGUUUGCAUAUAGCUAUUUUCAAUUUGGUUCUAUGCAAGAAAGGGUUAACCUCAGAUCUUAACCGAGUGCCAUUGUUCCUCCAUUGCUCUACUUUUGAAUGCAAUUACCAUUCAAAGUAUGGUUGAUGACGGUCAUGUAUUACUGCGACCACAGAUCUGUGUGUCAAGUCGUCUGUCAGAAUAAAGAUAUUUAAACUUUUGAGUCCUAUCCCAUUCUACAGUUAUGUUAGUUCAUAUGGCUGCAUUGUAAGUCUUUAGUCAUUUACAACAUUUUACGUAAAUUAGAUGGGUUGUUUUUGGCAUCAUGUUGAAGAAAAUGUCAAAUUGCAUUCAUAGUUACUAUGGAUUAGUCUGUUGAGGGUUUGAGUGCUGUUGCACUUGCAGUUAUUGUGUGUACAAUAAACAAUAAGUAAACGAAGUAGAUACUAAAAGUACCUGAUUGGCUAGCUUAGUUGGUGGAGUGCACAACUACAAAAAGUAGGAUGUGAGUUCAAUCUAUUGUAUAAGGAUUCAUUAUUAAAUCCUUUUCAACAGUUAUUGUCCACCUACCUCUGAAUCUAGUAGGGUAGGUGUCAGUUAUUGAUAUGAGUUUGUGGCUUGGUACUAGCAAACCAGCUAUCCCAGGACUUGCAUGAGUUGGUUAACUGGUUAACUGACCAUCCUGAUAUGGCUGAAAAACAGUUGAAAGCAGCGAAAAAUACAACUAAAUAUACAGAAAUAAAACAAAUACAUUGUGCAAUUAAAGGACAUAGAUUGAAACUUUAUGAUUGUCCAGUUGCUAAUCAAGCUAUUUAAAAACGAUACUGCUUGACAAUAACAGUAUGUGAUGACUGGGUAUUUUCUGGAUGGCUUUAUAUUGUUGUUUUGUCGGUUUAAAGUGUUUUGCUAUCCUAUAUUUAUGUAUAGCUAUAUGUAUGUACAUAGGUACUUCUGCAAUCAUUGCAAUAUCCAUUUUAUGUGCAAUCGGUAUGAAAUCAUACUAUGAUGUUAAUCACACUGGUGCAGCUCUUGUCAAGAGCAGAUAUUGUUAUAUGAGAAAACAGGUAUUUUUUAGUCCCCUACCGGUUUCACCGGAGGGGACUUAUGGUUUGCACUCUGUGUGUCCGUCAAUCUGUCACACUUUCUGGAUCCUGCGAUAACUUUAAAAGUUCUUCAUAUUUUUUCAUGAAACUUGAAACAUGGAUAGAUGGUAAUAUGGACAUUAUGCACGUCAUUUCAUUUUGUUCCUAUGUCAAGAAUUCUGGUUGCUAUGGCAACAAAUAGACUCGAAAUACUGCUGAAAAUGGUGUGUUUUUCUGGAUCAUGCGAUAACUUUAAAAGUUCUUCAUAUUUUUUCAUGAAACUUAAAUAUGGAUAGAUGGCAAUAUGGAAAUUGUGCACGUCAUUUUAUUUUGUUCCUACGUCAAAAAUUCUGGUUGCUAUGGCAACAAAUAGACUAGAAAUACUGCUGAAAAUGGUGUUUUUUCUGGAUCCUGCGAUAACUUUAGAAGUUCUUAAUAUUUUUUCUUGAAACUUGAAACAUGGAUAGAUGGCAAUAUGAACAUUAUGCACGUCAUUUCAUUUUGUUCCUAUGUUAAUAAUUCUGGUUGUUAUGGCAACAAAUAGACUCAAAAUACUGCUGAAAAUGGUGUUUUUCUUUAUCCUGCGAUAACUUUUAAAGUUCUUAAUAUUUUUUCAUAAAACUUGAAAUAUGGAUAAAUGGCAAUAUGGACAUUAUGCACGUCACUUCAUUUUGUUCCUACGUCAAAAAUUCUGGUUGCUAUGGCAACAAAUAGACUUGAAAUACUGCUGAAAAUGGUGUGUUUUUCUGGAUCCUGCGAUAACUUUAAAAGUUCUUUAUAUUUUGUCAUGAAACUUGAAACAUGGAUAGAUGGCAAUAUGGACAUAAUGCAUGUCACUUCAUUUUGUUCCUACGUCAAAAAUUCUGGUUGCUAUAGCAACAAAUAGACUUGAAAUACUGCUGAAAAUGGGGUUUUUUCUGGAUCCUGCGAUAACUUUAAAAGUUCUUCAUAUUUUUUCAUGAAACUUGAAACAUGGAUAGAUGGCAAUAUGGACAUUAUGCACGUCAUUUCAUUUUGUUCCUACGCCAAAAAUUCUGGUUGAUAUGGCAACAAAUAGACUAGAAAUACUGCUGAAAAUGUUGUAUUUUUUGGAUCCUGUGAUAACUUCAAAAGUCCUUAAUAUUUUUUCUUGAAACUUGAAAUAUGGAUAGAUGGCAAUAUGGACAUUAUGCACAUCGUUUCAUUUUGUUCCGCCGUCAAAAAUUAUGGUUGCUAUGGCAACAAAUAGACAAGAAAUACUGCUGAAAAUGGUGGUUUUCUGGAUCCUGCGAUAACUUUAAAAGUUCUUCAUAUUUUUAGCUCGGCUGUUUUUGGAGAAAACCCAAGCUAUUGUCAAAGUCAGCUCGUCGUCCGACAACCGCCGUAGGCGUCGUGCUAAACCCUUAACAUUGGCCAUGACUUUUAAAAUAUUGAAGAUAGCAACUUGAUAUUUGGCAUGCAUGUGUAUCUCAUGGAGCUGCACAUUUUGAGUGGUAAAAUUUCAAGGUGAACAUCAUCCUUCAAGGUCUAGGGUCGAAAAAACAAAGUCAAGGGAAGUAAUAAGCUUUAAAUUGACAUAGUUAUCUGACCUGCCCUUGUAUAUAUUUUUGUUAAAUAAAUCAAAGCGGUACAGUAGGCGGCAUUGUAUUUCUGACAAACACAUUGUGGUAAAAGGUCAACGUCAAGGUCAUCCUUCAAGGUCUACGGUAAAAAAUACACAUUUAAGAGAAGUAAUAAGCUGUAAAAGAAGUUAAUUAUUCAAUAUUGAACAUAGCCACUUUAUAUAUUUGGCAUGCAUGUGUAUCUCAUGGAGCUGCACAUUUUGAGUGGUGAAUCUACAGUCACGGUAGUGGCUUUUAAUUAUUGCUACUAAAAAUAGAGAUUUGUUAGAGACAAUUAUUUUCAAGGGAAGUAAUUUAUAUAAUUAUAAGUUUCAUAUUAUAUAUUUCAUUACCAAGAAUUGAAGUUCUUUUCACAGUUACUGUACAAAUUUAUUAUUUUGAUUAUUAAUAACUCAAAUGAUUGAUUUGUCAAAGUUUUUUUUAAAUGAUAUUAUUAUCAUUUCUUUCAUGUACUUAGUUGUUAAUAGUAUUCAUUACAUACCUUUGGACUUAUGUCCAUAGAUACAUGAUGAACUCUGGCUAUGAUCUCUUUGAUAAACCACAGGCCUUGGUUGUCAGUGAUGUCUGACUUGGUCAUUUUUGACUGUCUACAGACCCCCCCCCUCGGUUGGAUUGGACAAAAUCCAAGGGAAGUAAUAAGCUUUAAAGGGAGAUGAUUUUUAACCUGCCAAAUGAUAAAUAGAAAUUUUAUUUUAAAGUGGCGCAGUAGGGGGCAUUGUGUUUCUGACGAACACAUCUCUUGUUGAGCCACUAGGUCAAAGGUCAAGGUCAAAAAAAAAUAAUUAAUAAUUCUGACAAGCUUUCGCAGCCGAGCAUGGCACCCGUUAUGCGGUGCUCUUGUUUAAAUGAAACUUCCAACAUGGAUAUAUGGCAAUAUGGACAUUAUGCACGUCAUUUCAUUUUGUUCCUACGUCAAAAAUUCUGGUUGCUAUGGCAACAACAACAAAAUAUUAACAAUGGUGGAAUUUCUGACAAUGGUGGAGCCGGUAGGGGACUUUUAUUGCUUGGCAAUAGUCUUGUUGUACAUUAAUUAUUUUAUUACAGUAUUUGAUUUUCUUUAAAUGCAUGGCCCAUUAUUAGUAUGUUGAAUGUGCCAGCAUUAAUUGAAAAAAAACUCUUCUGUUUCAAUUCAUAUAUUGCAAUAUUAAAUUAUUAUACGCCAUAUUUAAAUAACAAGCGAUUUUUGUUAUACUCUGUUCUAUAAAGCACUUACAUACGUGUAACUUAUAGAAAAGUGCAGUAUGCAAAAUAAAAAGGUUAAAAAAAGAAACAAUAUGAAUAAAAAAAAACUAUAACAAAAAAUUAUUAAUAGUUGAUUUACCUUGCACUAAUGCUCAAUGCCCUCUUUCAAUAUAUUAAGUUUUGUUUAAAGCCAUGCAAUACAUUUGAAUUGAUGCUCAAAACAUAAAAAUACACGAAGUCCAGUAACUAUAGUACGGAGUUAUUAUACACGACAGGGACGAGCUAUAAAACUAGAGGGCCAAGAUGGCCCUAGUUCGCUCACCUGAGAGGAGUCGGUUCAUUCAAUCUUUACCAAAUGUCAAACUUACCUAGAUAUUGUCCAGACAAACAUCCUGGUCAAGUUUCAUAAUUAUUUCAUCUGCGAGUCAUGAUCAAUGUACCUAUGAAGUUUCAUGAUCCUAGGUGUAAGCAUUCUUGAGUUAUCAUCCGGAAACCAUUUUUAGCUCAUCUAUUUUUUGAAAAAAAAUUAUGAGCUAUUGUCAUCACCUUGGCGUCGGUUUUGGCGUCAGCGUCCGGUUAAGUUUUGCGUUUGGGUACACUUUUCUCAUGAAGUAUCAAUGCAAUUUGCAUUCAAACUUGGUACACUUACUUACUAUCAUGAGGGGACUGGGCAGGCAAAGUUAGAUACUUACAGAAUGGCUUACAGAAUUAUGUGCCCUUUUUAUACUUAGAAAAUUGAAAAUUUUGGUUAAGUUUUGUUUUUAGGUCCAUUUUAUUCCUUAAGUAUCAAAGCUAUUGCUUUCAUACUUGCAACACUUACUAACUAUCAUAAGGGGACUGUGCAGGCAAAGUUAUGUAACUCUGACUGGCAUUUUGACAGAAUUAUGUGCCCUUUUUAUACUGAGAAAAUUGAAAAUUGGUUAAGUUUUGUGUUUAGGUCCACUUUUUUCCUAAAGUAUCAAAGCCAUUGCUUUAAUACUUGCAACACUUACUAACUAUCAUUAGGGAACUGUGCAGGCAAAGUAAUGUAACUCUGACUGGCAUUUUGACGGAAUUAUGUGCCCUUUUUAAUUUAGAAAAUUGACAAUUUGGUUAAGUUUUGUGUUUAGGUCCACUUUUUUCCUAAAGUAUCAAAGCCAUUGCUUUCAUACUUGCAACACUUACUACCGGUAACUAUCGUAAGGGGACUGUGCAGGCAAAGUUAUGUAACUCUGACUGGCAUUUUGACAGAAUUAUGUGCCUUUUUUAUACUUAGAAAAUUAAAAAUUUGGUUAAGUUUUGUGUUUAGGUCCACUUUUUUCCUUAAGUAUCAAAGCCAUUGCUUUCAUACUUGCAACACUUACUAACUAUCGUAAAGGGACUGUGCAGUCAAAGUUAUGUAACUCUGACUGGCAUUUUGACGGAAUUAUGGGCCCUUUAUACUUUCGUUAAGUUUUGUGUUUUGGUCCACUUUACCCCUAAAGUAUCAUAGAUUGCUUUCAUACUUGGAACACUCGCAAACUAUCAUAAUGGGACAGUAAAGGACAAGUUGCAUAACUCUGGUUGUCAUUUUUACGGAAUUAUGGCCGUUUUUUGACUUAG